Molecule: messenger RNA, 5058 nt
Organism: Galeopterus variegatus (Sunda flying lemur)
Lineage: Eukaryota; Metazoa; Chordata; Mammalia; Dermoptera; Cynocephalidae
Gene: SHROOM2
Product: shroom family member 2
Exons: 10
Coding region: 1-4461 (1486 amino acids)
Biological process (GO): actin filament organization
Cellular component (GO): apical junction complex; apical plasma membrane; cortical actin cytoskeleton
Molecular function (GO): actin filament binding
Source: RefSeq, a predicted model, not a curated record
AUGGCACACGCUUCUCUGUUACAGAUUGAAGAAGGAAGCAAAGCUGCAGCGGUUGACAAGUUGCUGGCUGGAGACGAGAUCGUGGGCAUCAAUGACAUUGGUCUCUCAGGGUUCAGACAGGAAGCCAUCUGCCUGGUGAAGGGGUCCCAUAAGACCCUGAAGCUUGUAGUCAAAAGGAGAACCGAGCUGAGCUGGCGGCCACACUCCUGGCACGCCGCCAAGGUGUCGGACAGCCCGCCUGAGCCAGCAGCCUCGCAGCUCCCCUGUGCCCACGGCUGCCCCUCCUGGCAUGGCCGCCACCACGCCAGCUCCUCCUCCCAUGACCUGUCCAGCUCGUGGGAGCAGACAAACCUACAGCGCUCUUCUGACCACUUCAGCUCCCUGGGGAGCGUCGACAGCCUGGACCACCCCUCCCAGGGUCGCCUCUCAGCUGCCAAGUCCAACAGCAGCAUUGACCACCUGGGCAGCCAUAGCAAGCGUGACUCGGCCUACGGCUCGUUUUCCACCAGCUCUAGCACCCCUGACCACACCUUGUCUAAGGCCGAGGCCUCCUCCACAGACAACAUCCUCUACAAAGUCAGCCUCUGGGAGGCCUCUGGGCAGGGCGGUGGGUGGCAGGGCCAGGCCGCCAGUGACCCUCAAGGCUUAGAGGAGAGGCUCAUGUGUUUCCCUCCCAGGAUCUCUGGUGACUGUAAUAAAAGCCCUAGGCCAGAGGACAGUGCUGAGCCCAAGCUGGCCACUUCUGGGAGGUCCAAUUUUGGGCCAGUCUGGUAUGUUCCUCAUAAGAGAAAAGCACCUUCCUCUCCUCCACCACCCCCUCCUCCUCUGCGCAGUGACAGCUUCGCUGCCACCAAGAGCCAUGAGAAGGCCCAGGGCCCUGCACACUCAGAGGUGGCCACCACGCAGCACUUUACGUCCCUGGCCCGGCCUCAGCCUCGCAUUGACUGUAAACCAGACCCCGCCGACCGGCAGCGAAGGCUGGCACGUCCCAGCAGUGGAAAGGGAGUGGACAGCUCGGGCUACCUGCCAGAGGCUCGCCUGGACUGCGGCUGGCUGUGCGCCGAUGAUAGGGCGGGCAGGCUGCAGGCCUCCCUGCCCGGCACAGACCUGUGCUUCCCACAGGCUGCCCACAGGGGCCAGCACCCCCGCCAGUACAGCGACGAGAGUCCCUGCUUUCCCCAGAGCACCAGGGCCCUAUCUGGCAGCCGGCAGGAGCCCCCCACUGCCCACUUCCAGGAGCAGAGUGCAGGGGGCGGCAGCCAGAGCCACUACAGGGCGGGCAGGCUGCAGGCCUCCCUGCCUGGCACAGACCUGUGCUUCCCACAGGCUGCCCACGGGGGCCAGCACCCACGCCAGUACAGCAACGAGAGUCCCUGCUUUCCCCAGAGCACCAGGGCCGUAUCUGGCAGCCGGCAGGGGCCCCCCACUGCCCACUUCCAGGAGCAGAGUGCGGGGGGUGGCAGCCAGAGCAACUACUGCUGUGCACCUGCCAGGCAGCUGCUCCCGGGGGAGUACUGGCAUUGCGACAUGGGCGUGAGCCAGCAACGUUGCCUACCUCAGCACGGGGAGGUCCUGGUCAUCCGGAAGAGAGAGAGGGGCUCCCCGCUGGAGGCAGGCUGCACCCCAGGAGUGCAGGAGCCUCUCAGAAGAGGCCAUGCUGGGAAAGCCGGCCAGAAGGACGUGGGGGACAGCUUUGGGUGGGCGGACAGCUAUGGUGGCAGAAUCUCGCCCCAGAAGACGCCCAUGCUACACUGCUUGACGCAGGAGGGUACAAGCCAGGGGGGCGCCGAGAGGCCAGAGCCAUUUGACUCCCAGGUGGGGAAGCCCAUGCGGAGGAGCAACCGAUUUGCCACCACCCUGAGGAAUGAGAUCCAGAUGCGCAGAGCCAAGCUGCAGAAAAGCAAAAGCACAGUGACACUGACCACAGCCAGCAAAGCAGAGGACACCACUGGUGACUGGGGGCCCCAGCUGGAAGGGGCCUCCAGUGCCACCCCAGAAGGUUCCUUCCCCUGCAGCUAUAAAGACCACCUGAAGGAGGCUCAAGCCCAGGUCCUGAGGGCCACGUCCUUUAAGCGCCACGACUUGGACCCCAGCCCAGCGGACCAGUAUCCAGGGUCCCCAGAACAUAGGACUGGGGACCACGGCACCUCGUGCUUGUUGUUCGGGGAUCCGGACCCUGUCUCUUACUUUUCGGAGGCGGGCCUGGCCAAGCCUCUGUCAUCUGGAAGUGGCAUGCCCCACGUCCCCCGCAUCGGAGGCCGGAAACGGUUCACUGCAGAGCAGAAACUGAAGUCCUACUCUGAACCUGAGAAAAUGAAUGAGGUGGGCCUCUCAGGGAACCGCGGUCCUCACCAGUACCCCAGGACGUCCGAGGAUACUGUGGGCACCUUUGCUGACAGGUGGAAGUUUUUCGAGGAAACAAGCAAACCCAUCCAUCAGAGGCCUGGGCAGAGACAAGCUCUUUGGGGAUUCCCGAGAGAGAAGCCCGAGAGGCUGUGCACAGCAGGCCAUGGGUGCGAGGGCACUGAGCCUUGGUUCCGGAAGAGGUCGAACACCACAUCUUCUGGGGAAAGCCUCCACGGUCACAGAAAAGUGGACAAGGCAGGGAAAUUGGAACCACCAGGGAGGCUCGGAACCUUUGCAGAGUAUCAAGCCUGUUGGAAGGAACAGAGGAAACCUCUGGAAGCCAGGAGUUCUGGGCGGUAUCACUCUGCAGAUGACAUUCUGGAUGUGGGUCUGGACCAACAGGAGAGGCCGCAGUAUGUCCAUGGAAGGUCCCGGUCGUCGCCGUCCACAGACCACUACAAACAGGAAGCAUCUGUCGAACCGGGAAGGCACGCGGAGGACCCUGGUGAGCACAGAGAAGAACUUCCCUCCACAGUGUGUGCCCCAGAGGGACAUUCCACUGCGAGACAAGCAGAUGCCCAGCGUCGGGAAGGCAGUUCAGGAGCACAGCCGUCCGGGAGCACAUUCUCGGAAUCACCUCGCACCCAGGAAGCCCCAGAGCUGCCCCGGGAGGGCCCGGGCCGAGCGGGGACCCUGCCUCGCGAUUAUCGAUACUCGGAGGAGAUCGCGCCGGCAGAUUCCCCCUCCGUGUCCAGCAGUGCCCAGCCCCAGGACGCCCCGACGGCUGCCUGUCAGCGUGACAGCCAGCAUGUGAGCGGGGACACGCCCUGUCCUCAGCCAGAAGCUCCGCUCCCUUGCACGCACCUGCACCUGCACGCAGCCGCCAUGGAGACGUCUCGCUCCCCUUCUCCGCAGUUUGCCCCCCAGAAGCUGACAGACAAGCCUCCCCUGCUCGUCCAGGAUGAGAGCUCCAGCAGAAUCGAGCGGGUGAUGGGCAACAACAGCAUGGUGAAGAUGGUGCCCAUCAAGAUCGUGCACUCGGAGAGCCGGCCUGAGAAGGAGAGCCGCCAGAGUCUGGUGUGCCCAGCCGAGCCGCCCGCCCUGCCCAGCGGCCUGGAGAGACACCAGAUCAAGACACUGAGCACGCCGGAGCAGUCCUACUCCCGCUUCUGCGUGUACACGCGGCAGGGCCCUGAGCCCAAGCCCCCCAGCACCCCUGCGCCCCUUCCCGGUCUAGGCUACGUGAGGGCCAAAGAGAAGACCGUGGAAGAGCUGAAGUCAGAGGCACUGGCCAGGGAGAUCGUGGGGAAGGAUAAGUCCUUGGCCGAUAUCCUGGAUCCCAGUGCAAAGAUUAAAACCACCAUGGACUUGAUGGAAGGGAUCUUCCCCAAGGACGAGCACCUCCUGGAAGAAGCCCAGCAGCGGAGGAAGUUGCUCCCCAAGGUCCCCUCCCCGAGGACCACAGAGGAGAAGAAAGAGGAGCCAAGUAUGCCAGCAGCCAUGUCCCUGGCCACCAACUCCACUUAUUACAGCACAUCAGCCCCUAAAGCUGAGCUGCUGAUCAAGAUGAAGGACCUACAAGAGCAGCAGGAGCCUGAAGAGUACUCAGGGAGCGACUUGGACCAUGACCUGUCAGUGAAGAAGCAGGAACUCAUCGAGAGCAUUGGUCGCAAGCUGCAGGUGCUCCGGGAAGCCCGGGAGAGCCUGCUGGAGGACAUCCAGGCCAACAAUGCGCUGGGGGAUGAGGUGGAGGCCAUCGCCAAAGACGUCUGCAAGCCCAAUGAGUUCGACAAGUUCCGCAUGUUCAUCGGGGACCUGGACAAAGUGGUGAACCUUCUGCUGUCGCUGUCAGGCCGCCUGGCCCGGGUGGAAAAUGCCCUGAACAAUCUGGAUGACAGCCCUUCUCCUGGAGAUCGGCUGGACCGCCGCAAGCGCGUCGUGUUUGACAUCUUGGCCAGGUAUCUCGGUGAGGACAGCCUCGCGGACUACGAGCACUUUGUGAAGAUGAAGUCAGCCCUCAUCAUCGAGCAGCGGGAGUUGGAGGAUAAAAUACACCUUGGCGAGGAGCAGCUCAAGUGCUUGUCCGACAGCCUUCAGCCCGAGAGAGGCAAAUAAGAGAUCCGUCCGGUGGAGGACGGACAUGGGGGCUUCAUGCUCUCUCCCCAAGGAUGCAAGUGCAAAGCCCAGCCUGUAUUUAUAUCCCGCAGAGAGGAUCCUCCAAUAGCAAAGUGGCUAUUAGAAAAGCAAUAACUUCUCUGUGUGUUUGGGAUGAUUUAUUUAAUCUUUUAGUUUCCCUGUUGAAUACUCAGCAGAGAGGCUCACCCGCAGCCGUCCUCCUCUCACCAUAGCUGCCCAUAAUGCCAGGCUCUGCUGAAUGGUGAGUUGCUACCAUGCAGGCUGUGGGCGGGGCCCGGGUGCCCGCAGUGGUCAUUGCCAGUGGGAGAUCUGCUGCUCCUCUUCAGACACUGAACCCACAGCUCAGGAGGCAACUGAGUAUCAUUAAGGUGCAUGAGCGUGGAGACCCUGGUGUGCGUGUCUUCUCUUGUGAUGCAUCAGGUGUGGCUGCCACGUUCGGUCCCUGCUCACUCAACAGUGUGUGUCUUCGUUGUCUCUAUCAUAUAAUGAUGUUCUCUGACCCAGCAAAAAUGAUGAUGAUAAUGAUAAUUUAUUAAUAUUUUGGAAAGAUAAAAAGAAAAAAAGGUUAAAGAAAAA